GGCGGCAGCGGCGGCGCGUGGCAGGUCCGGCGGGCUCGAGGCGGCGGCUGAGGCGGCCUGGUCCCGGCCCAGCCUCGUCCCGCCCGGCUGCCCGGACCCGACCCCUGACCGCCCGCCCGCCCGGCUCGCUCGGCGCGCCGCGGCCCCGCCCCGGCCCGGCACCUCCCAAGGGAGCGGCGCCGCCGGCCGAGCGCAGGCCUGGCCAUGACCGACUUCAAAUUGGGCAUCGUGCGGCUCGGCCGGGUGGCCGGGAAGACCAAGUACACGCUGAUAGACGAGCAGGACAUCCCGCUGGUGGAGGGCUACUCCUUCGAGGCCAGGAUGGAAGUGGAUGCCGAUGGAAAUGGUGCUAAGAUAUUCGCUUACGCCUUCGACAAAAACCGAGGCAGGGGCUCGGGCAGGCUCCUGCAUGAGUUGCUGUGGGAGCGGCACAGAGGCGGCAUCGCCCCCGGCUUCCAGGUCGUGCAUCUCAACGCUGUGACCGUGGACAAUCGCCUGGACAACCUGCAGCUGGUGCCGUGGGGCUGGCGGCCCAAAGCGGAGGAGACCUCCAGCAAACAGAGGGAGCAGAGCUUGUACUGGCUCGCAAUCCAGCAGCUCCCCACGGACCCCAUUGAGGAGCAGUUCCCCGCGCUGAGCGCCACGCGGUACUACAACGCCAACGGGGACGUGGUGGAGGAGGAGGAGAGCUCCUGCACCUACUACGAGUGCCACUACCCGCCCUGCACGAUGAUCGAGAAGCAGCUCCGGGAGUUCAACAUCUGCGGGCGCUGCCAGGUGGCCCGGUACUGCGGCUCGCAGUGCCAGCAGAAGGACUGGCCCGCCCACAAGAAGCACUGUCGGGAGAAGCGGCGCCCCUUCCAGCACGAGCUCGAGCCGGAGCGAUGACUGAGCAGCGGCAGCUCGGCCCUGCGGCUCCAGGCCUGCCCUGGACACCGCGGACACGUGGUGGUGGAGCCUGGUGGUGUGCAAGAAGCCAGCGGCGCCCGGAGCGGCGGCGGCAGCGGCGGCCCUGGUUGCGGGCACUUGGCGGGGCCCAGCGCUCCCCUGGAAGUGCUCCCUGCAGUAGAGACGGCUGGGAGGCUCCCGCCAGGAUGCUUCUCAUUAUUUAUAUGUUAAUAUGUUUGUAAACUCAUGUACAGUUUUUUGGGGGGGAGGCCGUGGGGGGUUAGGAAUUACAAAUAGCAUCAUUUGCUGUCAUCCUCAAGCAGCAGACGGUCAGGCCACGGGUCUCAAACUGUCAGAGCAGGAGCCGCCCAGGAGCGCGGCCUCGGCGUGGCAUCUACACGGAAAGUAAAGGGCAGUCACCUAGCACCUGCUCUGCGCGCCUCCUUUCCCGCUGAGCCUGUUUCCGAGUGGGCCGGGCCCUGGGGUGGGGGCCCGCCUCGAUCCUGGGCUUCUCCCAGGAGUGAGGCCCAGACCCACUGCCCUGUGGGGUGGAGCGGACCUGGGUGAUCACAGCCCA
Eptesicus fuscus (big brown bat) is the source of this 1465-nucleotide messenger RNA. RefSeq names its product zinc finger MYND-type containing 19 (gene ZMYND19). Lineage: Eukaryota; Metazoa; Chordata; Mammalia; Chiroptera; Vespertilionidae. The record is from RefSeq and is a predicted model, not a curated record. Bases 205 to 888 code for a protein of 227 amino acids. The transcript has 6 exons.